AUGGAUCAAACUGUCUUUGUACUUUUCACAGGGACACUUGUCUCCAGCUGUGAUUCAUGUCACACUGAAUCCAUGUGCCAGGAGUCACAGGAAAGAGGAGACACGUUCAGUGGCCCGGUCCUCUCUUGUGUCUGUAAAGAUGGCUUCGUAGGCGACGGUCUCACCUGCUACGACACAAAACUCUGCAGUGACUCUUCAUGCUGUAGCCAAGGUUAUCACUGGUCACAAGACAGCGGCUGUGUGGACACUGACGAGUGCUCCCUCCCAGACCCACCGUGUGCACCGACUCAGGUGUGCCACAACACACCAGGCUCUUUCAUAUGUGUGGAGCCUUCCUCUACCGCCAGAUCUGGGCCCUCUUCCAAAUCUGUCCGCCUGGCCAAUGGAGGAAACAGCUCCUGCUCUGGCAGAGUAGAGAUCUUCCUCCGUGGACAGUGGGGGACGGUGUGUGAUGACCAAUGGGACCUGGUUGAUGCUCAGGUGGUGUGCAGACAGCUAAGUUGUGGCAGGGUCCUGUCAGCACCAAGUGUACGGUUUGGACCGGGCAGUGGACCCAUCUGGUUGGACGAUGUUGUUUGCUCCGGCAGCGAAUCACAGCUGACAGACUGCCAGCACAGAGGGAUUGGUUAUCACAACUGUGGUCACAGUGAGGAUGCUGGUGUCGUCUGUGAAGGUAAAAGCUUACAGCUCAUCUGUGGACAUGAUAAAAUUCAAAUGGGGCUAAAUAUGGCUGCCAUAACAGCCAUGGGUUUGAACCCACUCUCCGGAAACCUGGCAGUUCGCAACUGCUCCUGGGUCAGAAUGCAUAAUGAUGUAGUUUGGUAUGAGGUGGACGCUCAGGCAGGUGCCUGUGGAAACACACUGAGGACCAACCGUACACACGCCAUCUACUCCAACGUUUUAUUCCUCUACCGAGGAAAUGUGUCCUUCUCACGUCCUGUGAGUCUUCCCUUCUCCUGUGCGUAUCCCCUCGACACAGACACCAGCAUGAAUGUGGCAGUCAGACCAGUGCUGCCGACUGCAGUUGGCCUCUCAGGCUUAGGUAGCAAAGCUCGAGCCUCCAUGUCUCUGUUCCACACCUCCAGCUUCACUCAGCCUUAUCCAUCUGGCUUGAUCACGCUCCCUGUGGGCUCACCUCUGCAUGUGGGCGUCUCUGUAUUAGUCAGAGACCCAAGCUUUGUAGUUGUCCUGGAGAACUGCUACGCCUCUGACUCAUCAAACCCCAAUGAUACUGCACGAUACUUUUUCAUCCAGAACAAGUGCCCCACUGACCGACAGCAAGUGGAAGUGAUCGAGAGCGGCUUGUCCCGACAGGCUCGUUUCUCCUCCCUGUUUUUCCUGAUCCACGGUGAAUACAGUGACAUUUACCUCCACUGCAGCCUCAGCCUGUGUGACCAGAGGAGCUCCCGCUGUGCCCCAUCUUGCAGAAUAAGGACAUCUCGCUCUGUUUCCAGCUCUGCUCCUCUGAAGCCCCUCACCAUUGGACCAAUCACUUGGUCCAAGUCCACUGAAUGAGCUGGAAACAUAUCGUAACAAAACUAACUCAUUUCAUAGUGUGAUAUUAUUUGUUUUUGAAUUUCUUCAUAAAUUGAUUAUAAAAAACACAUGUUACAUUGCAUAAUUGAAUCGUAACACAUAGUGGUUUUCCUAAUUUUUAUUAGCUGUGUAAUGAGGUGUGAAAAUGAUUGAAGAAAUUAAAAAUC
Molecule: messenger RNA, 1703 nt
Organism: Platichthys flesus (European flounder)
Lineage: Eukaryota; Metazoa; Chordata; Actinopteri; Pleuronectiformes; Pleuronectidae
Product: uromodulin-like
Exons: 8
Coding region: 1-1515 (504 amino acids)
Cellular component (GO): membrane
Molecular function (GO): calcium ion binding
Source: RefSeq, a predicted model, not a curated record